Molecule: messenger RNA, 1311 nt
Organism: Aspergillus thermomutatus
Lineage: Eukaryota; Fungi; Ascomycota; Eurotiomycetes; Eurotiales; Aspergillaceae
Exons: 4
Coding region: 1-1311 (436 amino acids)
Biological process (GO): secondary metabolite biosynthetic process
Molecular function (GO): monooxygenase activity; FAD binding
Source: RefSeq, a predicted model, not a curated record
AUGGGAAGUCAAGAAGCAUCUACCAUUAUGGAUCGCUGUCCGCCCAGCGGGCUGUCCAUUCUCAUAGUGGGUGGUGGAAUCGGUGGUCUCACGUUUGCAAUUGAGGCGUAUCGCAAGGGCCAUGAGGUCCGGGUUUUGGAGAAACGGCCAAGUUUCGAUGGCUAUGGCGACCUACUUCUGAUAGAAUGCAAUGCGCUUCAUACAGUCAAGAAAUGGCCUGGGUUCUACGACAGGCUCGAGGCCAUAUCCUACAAAACCCAGCGAAAUGUGAAGAAAUUUGACGGAACGUGGAUCGGGAGCUGGCCUAUUGGCAACGGGGUGAGCCGAUCUGCAGCCCUUAAUCGUUCUGAGCUUCAUGGCUUGCUCUGGGACUAUGUGCGGCAAAUGGGUAUCGAAGUGGACUUCUCGAAAGCGGUAGAUGAAUACUUUGAGACUGACACGCAUGGAGGCGUGGUAUUAGCUGAUGGACAGAGGCUGACAGCGGAUAUCGUCGUCGCUGCCGAUGGUGUUGGCUCAAAGUCAUGGCCUUUGGUCCUGGGAGAAAAGGACGUGCCGACCAGCUCGGGCUUUGCCUGUUAUAGGGCGACUUUCCCGGCAGGUCCAGCCCUGGAGAACCCGAUCAUUGCAAAAGAGUUUGAGGGCCAUGCAGAUCGCGCAUCGAUACACAUAGGCCCUGGAGCGCAUGUGGCAGUGGGCAAAACGGAAAGGCAGAUAUGCUAUAUACUGACGCAUAGGGACGACCACAAUGCUGAUGAAAACUGGGACAAGACCGUAUCCACAGAUACUGCUCUGCAGUACAUCGAUGGCUGGGAACCCUUUUUAACGGAGCUUGUCAAGGCAACACCAGGUCACCGUUGCACUGACUGGAAGCUGCUAUGGCGUAAUCCACAACCAAAGUGGGCUUCACCUAAUGCUCGUGUCAUCCAGCUUGGAGACGCUGCGCAUUCAUUCUUGCCCACUUCAGGGAGUGGAGCAGCAAUGGCCAUGGAGGAUGCGUACUCUCUGGCAGCCUGCUUACAGUUUGGUGGAAAGUCCAAUGCUCCUUUGGCUUUCCAUAACACGGACUGGGACGAGGUUGCCAGGAAUCCGGAUCUCCUCAGCAAGACUACUGCGGACUGGAUUAUGCGCCACAACCCAGAGCAGUACGCAUAUGAUAACUACGAUGCUUGUGCUCAGCAUAUUCUUACAGGGAAAGCGUUUCAGAACACCAAUAUCCCUCCGGGCUACAGUUAUAAGCCAUGGACUGUCAAGGAGCUUAUGGACGCUUCGGACAGACGCGAGCCAGUCAUUGACGAGGGCGAUUGGUCUUGA